UCAAUUGGGGAUCAAGCACAUGUUGCAAUCCUCUUAACUCAGAUUGGACCGGAAUAUGCGUUGAUAGUUGACGCCAUCCAAAGUGACAAGGAUCCGGUCAAUCCCGCCACGAUCGGGAAUCGGCUUGCAAAUACCGAACGGACAGUCUCAGCAAAGAAUUCUCCAAUUCCUCCGCGCGGAGCGCCGUCAGUCAAUACGGUGAAGACGUCCGUCAAGAAAUGGAAUUACUGCAAGAAACGAGGCCAUGAAGUCUCGAAAUGUUGGAAAAAAAACCCGCAUUUGCGCCCUCAGAAGGACGGCGGAUUCAAAACAGAAAGGAGUGUUUCCGGGUCGCCACGAAAUGAAUCAUAUCAAGGCCAGGGAGAAAAACGGCAGGGCCCACCUGCUUCUAAUAAGAGACUGAGGAUCAACAUUGUGAGGGCGAGAGUGACGAGUCUCUAUACCCACGCGCCGAAUCCACGGUGGAUACUCGACUCUGCUGCCACUAGCCAUAUUUGUUGGGACCGGGAGUGCUUUAGCAGUUUCCGAACCCACUAUGAGAUGCUAGACACAGCGGGAGAUCCAGUUGAAGCCGAAGGCAUUGGCACCGUUAAGCUUACCCUCAAGGGGAAAUUCAGCCGAGCCCUGAUCCUUAAGAAUGUCUACUACGCUCCACGGAUCGGAAUGAACCUGAUCAGCGUACCAAAGCUCUUGAGGGAUCGCUAUUCUAUGGUAGCGCACCCACAGAACGUCUUUCUGCAACGCCGAGGACGAACUAUUGGGACUGCCUUCCAUAGAGAAGAAGAUCUAUUGAUCUUGCGAUGCCGUGUGAGUAAAAGAUCUAGACCUCAGGUCCAACUGGCUAGGUCAUCGUCCAACUAUAACCAUGAAAUGGAUAUCGAUGAACCAUUAGAGUCAAGUAGUGUACCGUGCGCAGUGACUACCUCUGAACUCAAUGGUGAAGCUCGGAUACUCGAGGAAGAUGCAAGCAUAGGAGUUGACCAGAUCCCUGAAGAAGCACUCUGGCAUGCUAGAUUAGGGCAUCUAAACCGAGGAGACCUAAGGACGGUCCUUUCUCAAACUGGCACUCCGUACCGGCAACAGACAAAUGCAGAACUGCAGGCAACGCCGCAGUGUCCGGCUUGUAUGUCGGCGUCUAUCUUUAAGAAAACACCAUACGAAGCCCUCUAUGGCCAGCCUCCUAAGCUGACUCAUCUCCGGCGGAUCGGUUCCCGUGCAUGGGUUUUGAUCCCAAAAGAACAAAGAGACAAAAUCAGACUACGAUCCUCUGAAUGUCGGCUAUUAGGUUACUGCGAACCUAACCAAUACAAGCUCUAUGAAAUUUACUCAGGCAGGGUAGUAUUCUCUCAUGAUGUCGAGUUCGACGACCAUGACACUUUGGCUAAUGGCCUCUCUCAGCCAGUCCUUCCUAAGCUAACAGGGUCUGUACGGGCUUCAGAGCCAUUAACACCGCCGCUAUUACCUUCUGGCGACCAACGGGAGCAAUAUUCUGAGCUAUCAGAUUUGUCUAAUCAGCAUAAUGAGCCUAUUCGAUCUGAACCACCUCCGCAGCCUAUCAAUCCAACCGUCAGGGAUGCACGAGAGACACAUGAUCUAGGGUACUCGCUCUACGGACGAAAACGCAAGCCUUCACAAAGACUCUUAGAAUCUCUUAGCAAAGCCUAUGCUGUGUCUCCACUACUGGCUUCAUCUAUCUCUAUCCAUCCACAUCAGUACAUCCAGAAAAUUCUCUCUGACUUUUGCAUGGAGGGCUGUCAGCCGAAGAGCACGCCUAUGAGUCUUAAAGCACUGCUGAAUCCACGACCAGACGAAGGAUAUCUUGACGAUAAUGCAAAAGGGUGUUACUGCUCUGCGGUUGGUGCACUAAUGUAUCUAAUGGUCGGAACCCGACCAGAUAUUGCUUUUGUGCUUGGGACGUUGAGUCGUUUCACAUCCCGUCCACAAUUGCACCAUCAAGCAGAGCUACAACGCUUUUUGAGAUAUCUCAAAGCCACUCAAACAUACCAGAUCACCUACCGGACGGGACAACUGAUCGGUUACACUGACGCCGAUUUCGGUGGGUCUGUGGUUACGGAUGGUGCCUACUCCACGUCUGGAUAUAUAUUUCAACUAGCAGGAGCACCAAUAUCCUGGUCCUCCAAAAGACAGAGGGAAAUCGCCACAUCUACUACUCACGCUGAAUACAUUGGUCAAUACAAUGCCAUUCUCUAUCUACUGUGGCUUCGGACGUUCCUUGCCGAAACCAAGCUAUUUCAGUGA
Molecule: messenger RNA, 2259 nt
Organism: Penicillium daleae
Lineage: Eukaryota; Fungi; Ascomycota; Eurotiomycetes; Eurotiales; Aspergillaceae
Product: Ty1/Copia family ribonuclease HI
Exons: 4
Source: RefSeq, a predicted model, not a curated record